Molecule: messenger RNA, 2034 nt
Organism: Saxophila tyrrhenica
Lineage: Eukaryota; Fungi; Ascomycota; Dothideomycetes; Mycosphaerellales; Extremaceae
Exons: 2
Coding region: 1-2034 (677 amino acids)
Molecular function (GO): oxidoreductase activity
Source: RefSeq, a predicted model, not a curated record
AUGAAGCUCUCUUCAGUGUUGCUGAGCCUCUCGGCCCUCACCCAGUCCGUCCUUUCACACCCUCUCGACCUUCCCUUCUCUCUCAGCGACGAUGAGCUCAACUUCCUCGACAAGCGGCAGUCGCAAGUUGUGCCAGUCACCGGCGCGUCUGGCAACACCCAGCCCCGGUUGGAGAUCAGGCAGAUGCAGUCCAGCAAGCCAAACCAGUUCACACUCCUCAUUCUCGCCAUGCAGCAGUUCCAGGCACAAGCACAAACAGACGCGACGUCAUACUACCAGAUCUCUGGGAUCCACGGUGUUCCCAGGCAGGACUACAGCGGCGUCGGACAGUGCAGCACAUGCUCGGGCUCAGAUGGCUACUGCACGCACGACUCUGUGCUCUUCCCGGCAUGGCACCGCGCCUACAUUGCUCUAUAUGAGCAACAGUUCUUGAAGGUGGUGCACAACAUUGCAAACACAUGGCCUAAGACGGGCGCCAAAACAACGCGACUUCAGAUGCGGAGAGCUGCCCAGACGAUGCGCUGGCCCUACUGGGACUGGGCUGCUGCGCCGCCAAACGGUGGAAACAACCUGCCUGACGCUGUGAGCUCUGCGACUCUCACAAUCAAUGGGCCCACUGGCCAGCAAACCAUCUCGAACCCUCUCUACUCGCACACCUUCUCCGACAGCAGCAAGCUCGUCUACAGCCCGUUCAACAAGUGGAAGAGCACCCUCCGAUACCCUACGAGCGAUGCCGUGGACGGGACCAGCGACGAAGCCAGCUGCAUCACCAACUUGAACAACGUCCGCCCUUCCCUUCAGGACCAGAUCUACCAGCUUUUCACGACUUGCAAAGACUACGCGCACUUCAGCAAUGACCACGCUGGCAGCAGCAGCACUAGCUGCUCCAACAGCCUCGAGGGCAUUCAUAAUACCAUUCACACGACGGCUGGGGGUGUGCCUUCGACGGCUGUCAAGACUGUCGGACACAUGUUCUACCUCGCGGAGGCUGCAUUUGACCCCGUAUUCUGGCUCCAUCACGCCAAUGUCGACCGUAUCUUUGCCAUGUGGCAAGCGAUCAACCCGAACGCGUACGGCGCCUCCCAAGUCGCUCCUCACAACACCUGGACGAUCGCCAAGGGUACCACCCAAGACGCGAACUCGCCAUUGACACCCUUCUACCGCGACGCAUCUGGCUCCAGCUUCUGGACCACCACCGACGUGCAGGACUGGACGGUGUUCAAGUACACCUACCCCGAAUUCGUCAACAGCGACGGCAGCAGCUCCGCCAUCCAGAGCUACGUCAAGGCACUCUACGGCCCGACCGCAACCGCCACUGCGGGCUCCUCCAAGCGCACUGCCAUGCCCUCGUCGCCAGAAGACUGGCUCUCCGCAGUCAAGCCAACCGGCCUCCCCUCCCUCCCCGACUUCCUUCCCCCAGGCCUCCUCUCCUCCCUCAGCGCGCCCAACGGCAGCACGUACGAAUACGUCGCCAACAUCCAAGCCCCGCGCUACGCCCUCGGCGGCUCCUACUACAUCUUCCUCUUCCUCGGCAGCCCCGAUAGCGAGGAGCCCACCACCUGGAUCAACGACGACCACCUGGUCGGCCCCAUGGGCGUGCUCGCGCAGGACACCAUGAAAGGCGCCAACGUCACCGUCGCCGGCUCCAUUCCCAUCACCCGCGCCUUGACCACCAAGAUCCAGUCCGGCCUCCUCGGCGAGCUGUCGCAGAUGAUCGUCACGCCCUUCCUCGAGAACGCGCUCGAAUGGCGCAUCCUCGGCCCCGACGGAACGAGCGUCGACCCGGAGAGCAUCCCCGGCUUCGAGGUCUCGGUCUACGCUUCCACUGCCACUGAUCCCGAUGACAAGUUCUGCUUGCCAGAGUGGUCGGAGUUCAUUCCUCUGCCUUCUGUGACGAAGUCGAAGAAGGGCGGCUUCCGCGGCUUCGGCUUCAAGCCUCCGAUGGGUCAUCCGCAUGGUCCCCCAGGCCCUCACGGUGGGCCGCCAGGGAUGGAGGGAGCGGGAUGGAUCGAUUGCGGGUGCGAUGACGAGUAA